Molecule: messenger RNA, 2125 nt
Organism: Radiomyces spectabilis
Lineage: Eukaryota; Fungi; Mucoromycota; Mucoromycetes; Mucorales; Radiomycetaceae
Product: quinon protein alcohol dehydrogenase-like superfamily
Exons: 2
Coding region: 149-2083 (644 amino acids)
Molecular function (GO): protein binding
Source: RefSeq, a predicted model, not a curated record
AAAGCCGGUCAAAAACAAGCUUUGUGUAACCGUGACUGUUUAUUGGCGUGAUUGGUUCAUCUUUUCAUUCACUUUUUUCUUUUUGGUUGGUUUCAGUCUAACCCUUCAGGUGUUCACUUCCUUACUAUCCUCCUCCUCCGUGACCAACAUGUCAGAGCCGUUCAUUCAAACCAAGGAGCAGACUGACCUCGCAGACGAUCAGGGAUCUGCCAUUCACGAUUUUUUGUCCCGCUACGUUCCAUCGCAAGUCGCCAAUCCGCAAAAGCUGUGUUAUCGGCAUCGUCCUGACCUUGUCCGGAAAAGGAUGCCUGAUUCUUUUAAUUUUCAAGAUGUACAAAAGCAAAUGGAAAAGUUACCUACUGCCGAUCGGGUGGCCAUUACGCACAUCUGGUCGCUUUUCUCCGCCGCUCCGGCCGAUCAGCGUACGCUCAUUCUUAAAGGCAUCUUGUCAACAUGCUGUAUGCCUCAAUUGUCGUUCUUGCAUGACGCUAUCAAACCUUUGUUACGGAUCGAUUUUAUUUCCAUUCUACCGCGCGAAGUCUCGCUCCAAGUCUUCUCUUACCUAGACGCCAAAUCACUUUGUCACGCCGCACAAGUAUCGCAAACGUGGAAACAAUUGGCCGAUGACGACACCCUGUGGCAUCGCAUGUGCGAGCAACACAUUGAUAAGAAAUGCGCCAAAUGUGGAUGGGGAUUACCUCUGCUGGAUAAAAAACGAUCCGCGGCGGUACGAAAACGGCCAAUAUCGGCCACCAUUCCGGUCUCUGUGAAUGAAUCACCUCUCCGCACAGCGUGUGGCCCCUCCACCACCUUCGAUCCUACACCUUCCCCCAAACGAGCAAAGACCAGUUACGGGUCGUCGGUCGAAGCGAUUGAUGGCAACAAUAUUUACCCCGCCUCGUCUUCCUCGGCUACAGAAGCUUCUCCAAUCGCCACGCCUAAAAUGGCUAGACGACCUUGGAAGGAUGUUUACAGCGAACGGCUCAUUGUCGAACGAAAUUGGCGCAACGACAAAUACAGAUUGCGUGUAUUAAGCGGUCACACCGAUGGCGUGAUGUGUGUACAGUUUUGCGAUUUAAUGAAUGUGCUAAUGACCGGCUCGUAUGACAAAACCGUUCGUGUGUGGAAUAUGGAAACAGGGCAAGAGGUUCGCGUACUCACAGGUCAUACCCGGUGCGUUCGUGCACUUCAGUUUGAUGACGCCAAGCUUGUUACGGGAGCCAUGGAUAAUACCUUGAAGAUUUGGAAUUGGCACACCGGCCAAUGUAUACGAACCCUCGAAGGCCACACCGGCGGUGUUUUGAGCUUGCAUUUUGAUUCGCGGAUACUGGCAAGUGGAUCGACCGAUCGAACAAUUCGUGUAUGGAACUUUCAGGCCGGCGAAUGCUGUACCUUGACCGGCCACACGGAAUGGGUGAAUUCCGUUCGUCUUUUCCGUGAAAACAUGCUGGUGUCUGGCAGUGACGAUGCCACGAUUCGUUUAUGGGAUCUUCAAACACGCGAAUGUCUCCGUGUGUUCCGUGGUCACGUUGGACAAGUGCAAGUGGCAUUACCAAGUCCGAUUGGUUUCACGCAUCAAUUUGACAUUGAUGCAUCGGUGCUUCAGCAAGCUCAGCGGACCAGUGCACAACAGCAGCAAGCCUCAUCGGGUGUUACGACGAUGCGAGGCGCCAAUACCACCGGAUUUCAGCCUGGAUGUGCCACCACGAGUAAUCGCCGCAGUGCAACGCCGGACACCAUGGAUACCAGCAGUAGUUGUUCUUCAUCCGAUGCUCCGAUUGUCCUUUCCGGAUCCCUGGAUAACACGAUCAAAUUAUGGGACGUCGCCACCGGCACCUGCCUUCGAACUCUUUUUGGACAUGUGGAAGGCGUGUGGAGCUUGGCUUACGAUAAACUUCGCAUCGUAUCUGGUUCGCACGACAAAACCAUCCGGGUCUGGGAUACCGAAAGCGGACGGUGUAUGCAUCAUUUGGAAGGCCACAAUGGUCCUGUCACUGCUGUUGCAUUAAGCGAUACAAAGAUUGUAUCUGCAUCCGAUGAUGGCGACGUGAGGAUCUGGGACUACGGCAUUCACUCAAAGUAGAACGAAUAGUUGCCUGUCAUUUUUACCCUUUUUUUUUUUUUU